AUGUCAUACCAACUCCCGCCCAAUACAAUCUCCAUCAAGCGGAAGCGCACCGAUGCGCCUGUCGACUCUCUUAGGAUCGAACACGCCGAAAAGGACAUCAAGCGACAAAGAAGCAGCGACUUUGCAUACAAGCGUCUCACCAAGCCGGGCGACGAUGUCCAACAGGAAUCAACACCACCCACGCCGACUCUCGCCCGCCGUUUUCGCCUCGAUCCCGUAUCCAGGAUUGGUGCAAAACGGCAUUUCGUAGAGGAACAAGAGGUCACCAAGGAAAACAUCUCAACAGGCGGGCAAGUGCAAGCGCCAAUACCAGAACCUACACCAGACUCUACACCGCGACCACGAAAGCGGCCAGGCGCCGGCAGCGCACUACACCACUCAGCCAAACCCUCGAUACACCGGAAACCACCCGUCACCGAGCCCUCAGAAAACGAUGUGCGCAACCUGGAAGCCCUGUCAAAAGAGGUGGAGAAGGUAGACAAUCUCGAAAUACCCCUCCCCUCGCCUUCGAAACACAAGCCCAGAGUGCCAGCGAAACGCUUUGCAGAACGGCACCCGGACAAGGCUGCAGCCCUCGCAGCCCAAGAUGGCACAAUGGCAGAUGGCGACGCCAUGGAUAUUGACAGCGAAUACGUAUACGAUCACUACGUCCGGGAACCCGUUCUACCAGACGCCCCCGCUCCAACAGGCACGGUCGGUCUUCUAGUUAUCAGCGAAGAGGACGCAGACUGGUGGGACAAUGACGAGAACAGCGACCGAGAGUUCGACACGGAUGACGAAGACGAAAAUGCAGAGGAUUACUACGCCAACGACUAUCCAGAGGACGAGAUGAGUGACGACGACGAGUUUGAUCGGAAUUUGUACCAGUCCAAAUACCGCCAUGGAAGUGACGAUGAAGAAUACAAUAUUGGAGACGACGACGAUAAUGCAUUGGGAAGCGGCGAGGAUGAGGAUGAUCUGCAUUUCAAGAUGACGGUACCCAAAGCACAGAGAGUGGGAUAUUGGGGUAUGCAAGGGGAGUCAUAA
Molecule: messenger RNA, 1026 nt
Organism: Alternaria incomplexa
Lineage: Eukaryota; Fungi; Ascomycota; Dothideomycetes; Pleosporales; Pleosporaceae
Exons: 1
Coding region: 1-1026 (341 amino acids)
Biological process (GO): protein import into nucleus
Cellular component (GO): cytoplasm
Source: RefSeq, a predicted model, not a curated record